GCCGAGGAAGCCCCAGAGCACACCCCCUCCUCAUAAAGUGGAGGGGUUUUUCAUCCCCAGGGAUCAGACGCAGAUCAAUGAGCUUAUCACCAAAGCGAACCUGGCCAAUAAAACUUUACACGACCUUCCCAAUGAUUUUCUGAAGUCGGGGUCAGAAGUGACAGAGAAGCAGUUUGCCAUGUUUCGUGCUGCUUGUCCAGAGACGAUAGAUACAGCACUGUUACCUCUCCAUCGCUAUGUAUCAGAAAGCUCCUGGGAAACAGCAGUUUCUCUGACUGGUACUUCAUUCGAGUUUCGCAAAUAUGUACGGGCAAUUGGGAAGGGGACCCAAAUGAAGUCCCUCACGGAAAUGGAUGCCGACUGGCCUGGUUCGUUCAAGACCGUUCGAGAGCUGCAAGAACAUGCCACGCAUUUCCCUGGCAAGAAAUCAUACCCUAACGAGAUCACGGUAAACGCGGCGUUCAUAGUUCUACUGCAAACAAUCACACAUCUGGCACCAAAUAUAGAUGCUGAGUGGUACCUCGAACCUGCAGAUUUCGUGGCGGUAUUUGGUAACGGAAGUUACGAAGCAUUAACUGACGGGCAGCUUCGGACUCAUUCUGGAAAGGUAGUUAGCGCUAUUGCUGAGGUCAAGAGGAAACCUCGAAGGAAAGUCUUCAUACCAUUAAUGCAGGAGGUAGCGGAGUUAGUCGCAUGGAUCGUUUGUGAUCCACCGGCACGUCCAGCGACUCCGGAUAAAUGUCACUUGUGAGUUUUUUUAGGGGAUUAUUGUAUAUCUUUCUCAAAAGCCAGCUAACAAACUGAAAUUUAGCCGGCUGCUAUUGUCGCAGAAUGAAUCGCAGAUCUUUAUCACAUUUGCCGAGUUUCAUCAUGACUAUGUUGACU
Messenger RNA from Paecilomyces variotii, 885 nucleotides. RefSeq lists its product as hypothetical. The coding region runs from base 179 to 751 and encodes 190 amino acids. Lineage: Eukaryota; Fungi; Ascomycota; Eurotiomycetes; Eurotiales; Thermoascaceae. The record is from RefSeq and is a predicted model, not a curated record. The transcript has a single exon.